Molecule: messenger RNA, 2039 nt
Organism: Rhododendron vialii
Lineage: Eukaryota; Viridiplantae; Streptophyta; Magnoliopsida; Ericales; Ericaceae
Product: protein FAR1-RELATED SEQUENCE 5-like
Exons: 2
Coding region: 1020-1766 (248 amino acids)
Source: RefSeq, a predicted model, not a curated record
UGUAUGAAUUUGCAUUCAGUUUUAGUGCUGCAUGUUAUGCAUCUAUGGCAGUCAUUCAUUUUGGGGGGUUGAAGAGAAAGGGGAAGCCAUGGUGGAAGCGUUGUGGAUGGGAAAAAGACCAGAUUUUUAGGUGCUUUGUUUAGUUUACGCAAAUGUUCUACACAUACAAUGGAUUGGCGCCGAUUGGUUGUGAGAGGUGGAAUGGAAUAUUUUCCCUUACAAUUUAGUUUCGGGGUGGGGGGUGCAAAAAAUUUGCUCCCGUUACAAAAUAGACCAAAUAGGUUGUAAUUGGAAUCACAUAGUUGGAGAAAGAAAUGGGUGCUUUUUAGAGGUGAAGAACAAAGUAAAAUCUUAUUGCAUAGUUUAGGGCUAAGAAUGAAAAAAAAAAGUCUUCUUUGAGGAUACUUUUUAUUUGGUUGAUACUUGUUUUUGAGGAUAUAUAACCAACAUCAAACAUAAAUGUUCCUCAGCAAUUAAGUUGUAGAGGGGUAUCUCAAAUUGUAUGUUUAAUGCUUCUUUGGCCAUUUUGGGAUGGAUUUUAUGUGGUUUUAGAACUUAGUCAGCUCGUCAAGUUUGUAUAUAUAGGUAUGUAUAUUCAGAAUUUCUUGUUUGUAUUGGUAUGUAACUCUCCCGGUUUUGAUGGGUGACUCGAGAUUCAAGGGCUAUGGAAAUUGACGCUUAUGUGUAGUUUUGAUUCACAAGCUCAUCAUGUAGCAAUCCUAUCAGAGUUAAGGUAACAAUGUCCAUUUCUACCUGUUAGCUUGAUUAUAGGGAUAUUUGUGUGCUUUGAAAUGCCAUUUUGAGGCUGUGGAGCUACCAAAAUUUAUUUAUCAUUUUCGUGACAACCCUAAGUGCUUUAAGGGAGAUUAAGUAAAUGAUAAAUCUACGUGUAGCAAUGGAAGCCCCAUUGAGUUUAAGCAGUCAUACAAAUUGUUCACUUUAACCGCAAAACUCUUAGCUCUAGGGGAACUUUUUGAUCUUUAAUGCUGUAAUUAUUUAUGUAGGAAGCUACGAGCUUAAUGGUCGGAACCUCCGGUGGACAUGAUUUUUUUGGAACUGAAAGCCGGUCUGACGAUGAAACUUUUGAUAACUUUGGUGAACAUGAAGCCAAAGAGGAUGAGCUGUUACACGGAUGUGAUUCUUAUGGUGCCUUGGAUGAAAAUCUAAUAUUCAUCAAACCAUCACCUAGCGGAGUACAUGAGGAUAAGUUUGAACCAUUUAUUGGAAUGAUUUUUCCAUCUUUAGAUGCAGCAAGGGAUUUCUAUUAUGAAUAUGCCAAGCAUACAGGUUUCACCAUACGGACAAACCGAAUUCGACACUCUCAAAAGAACAUGGCUAUAAUAGGACGGGAUUUUGUGUGUUCAAGAGAAGGUUUUCGUGCAGCAAAACAUGCACUUAAGAAAGACAGGGUUCUUCCUCCAAGGCCAAUUACAAGAGAAGGGUGCAAAGCUAUGAUUAGGCUGGCGGCAAAAGAUGUAGGUUCAUGGAUUGUCACGAAAUUUGUCCGAGAUCACAGCCACAAGUUAAUGACUAAAUGUAACUUUGCUGGGGAAUUGCCAACCGUAAAUAUACUCAGUGAGGAAGAGAAAGACAAGAAAAUACUUGAACUUAACAAUGAACUGCAACAUGAAAGAGAACGGUCUUCAACAUUCCGGGAACAACUUCAUACGAUUCUUAAAGAUCUUGAGGAACAUGCUGAGUUUAUGUCUAUUAGAGUUGAAGAUAUAGUUAACACAAUGAAAGGUUUUGAACUUGAUGACGACUAGCCUUUGAACACCAACUAGGUUUCAGUUUUCUAGGUUAGUGUAGCUUUCGUACGCCCAUUUAUGACGGCAUCUUGUCCUUCCACUCCUAAACGCCAUUUCAACAUCAUCUGAAAUUUUUCGCAUUACAUAACAUCUAGAACAUAUUUAAUUAUUUAUGAUAUAAUAGGAGGAAUGCAAGCAUUAGUACUGUGUAUCUUUAGUCUUGACUUUGUUUGUUAUACUGGGAGAUACCAUGUUAAUAGUGUAAUAUAUAGAAGCUGAGAGUGAAUUUCA